AACAUUACACCAUGCACCAUUUUUUGGUAUCGUAUUACUGUCUAUAUCUAACAUUUUUCAAUGGCAGUUGGUCACUUAUUUGCAUCUUUGAUACUCCUCCUGAUCUCCAACACAGGGUCCAGUGCUGAAGACACUGUGUAUGUGGAGACAGGAGCUUCUGUUCAACUGGAUAUACAGAGAGAUAAACUACCUGCUGAGUUUGAUGAGUUAUUCUGGGAGAAAGAUAAAUCAAACACUUUAGUGAAAUAUUAUAAUGGAUUUAAACAAGUAAAGCAUUUUAAAUUCUACGAGGGCAGAGUCUAUUUCAAUAACAAAACCUUCUGUGUAAUACUGAAGAACAUGCAGAAGAAUGACAGUGGGGUUUAUACAGCAAUGAUAACUGGAGAUAAAAACGGCGAUAUUGCUGCACACACGGUAUCUGUUAUAGAUAAAGUGGAGGCUCCUCUUCUUACCAUCAUCCCUUACCAGUUAAGCAGUGACUCCUGUACUGGGAACAUCACAUGUAAAGGCCAUAACCUCACAAUCACCUCUACCUAUUAUAAUGGCAGCUGCUCUCCAGGGAACGGGACCUCACAUGAGAAGUACACAAUCAUCCUGAUCUGCAGUGGAAAAAACAUCAUCUGUAACAAUAGCAACCCUGUCAGCUGGGAAAAAUAUGAAACAAACAUUACACGGCUUUGUGAAGAUCGAGAUGAUCCAAAAAAGCACGAAGCUCACACAAAUCAUCUCAACUUAGUGAUUGGCUGUGUUGUCGGCGGUGUGGUUAUUAUGGCUGGGUUUGCUUUGGUCGCUCACUGCUGUUGGAAAAGAUAUAAAGGUGGCCAACAGGACUUUAAUACAGUCUAUGAGGGAGUUGGGGAUCAUCCAAUGGAAACCAUCAAAACUGAAUCUCAUACAUACGAUGUUCCAGAUCGGACUCCGGCUCAGUCACAAGAGACAAAAGAAUCCAGUACAAUCUACCAUAUGGUUGGACAACCCCCGAAUCAACCAGUCACUGCUGUAACAGAACAUACAAUUUAUUCACAAGUGUGUAAACAACCACCAGCUAAGAGACCAGACACCACUUCAUCCAACAACACCAGAAAUCCAACAGAGGACUGUGGAUAGUUACACACAUGGAGAAUUUGUCACACGGUAAUUUGGCCAAUUCCAUAAAAGCUUGUUAUUCUCUAGCAGUGAGUAGUUUGAUUAUUUGUAAUUAAAAACGUGGGUCCUAAAUGAUAGAAUUUUUGAAACAUUUUAAAUUGUUAAUGCUUUAUGCCUAAUUGUACCUUAUACAAAAAUAUCUAGAAAAUCACCAAUAAGAAAUGUCAGUUGGGAGAAAAAAAAGUAGAUACUGUGAAUGUUAAUGUAAAAAAUACAGGCACAUCUUGAGCACAAUACUGUAUAUUGACCUUCUAGCUUUAUAUUACAUGUUUUAUAAACACGUAUUCAUUCUGUGACAGUGCUGAAUUUAAUGGGUGUACUGUACAUUCCAGUCAAAGUACACUCAUAUGUCUGUUGGCCAUAUGACAUAACAUAUACUCAGGGAUAGGCUAUGUUUCUUGGUACUUACAGUAUAUUACAAUGAGCUGCGCAGCUCACAGGUUUCCAGUGUUUUUAUAUUAAUAAUCAUCAACACUCCAGGGGUAUAAAAACAACCACAUGAAUCAAUGUGGUUUACAGCUAAAUACACUGUAAACCACAGCUUUACAGGACAUUCAACCUUUCGAGUAUUAGCAAAGUCCGUUUAUGGAAGUCGUGCCACUCGGCGGCAAUGUUUGCAAUGCCUCUGGGCAGUUAAUAGCAAGUACACUGUCCUGUCUACUUGAAUGGGGGAAGGCAGAUCUUUUUUAAAUUGCUGGCAAAAAUCACAAUUAAACAGCAUAUGUCCUAUAAAUAAUUAAACCUGACGCGAACUGUACCAUAACUUGGGUUUGCUUAGCUUAAAUUGCGCUAAAAAUCACCUUUUUUGAGACAGGCUGGCAAGCGCCUCACGAGAGCCCCGCCCCAGAGAAUCGUCAGUCAAUACUGAUUGACGAUUGUCUCGUUUCACUCAGAGCCAUUGAGAGAGAGAGUUCUGCCAACGGAAGUCCGAAACGCUGGAGCGUCACGUGAUUCAUGGAGCGUUCAGAUAGUACCAGGAAGUUAUGUUUUCUCUUUAAAUGCUUUAUUUCUUUCCUUUUUUUUCAUUAAAUGGCUUUCGUCUUUAAAUGGGUUAAAAGUUUACCUCAGUUGGUCUGUUUAGUCGCAGCUCCAUGUGUUAGUAACUUCUGGGAACUAUUGAAACCGUGAAAAAAUUGUUCUAUUGGAGUCAAUGAAGAAGAGGCGGCUCUCUCUCUCAAUGGCUCUGUUUCACUGGAAGGCUGGACUUCCUUCGCUAGAACGGCCAUAUUGAGCGUUGCAUUCCUCCCCAUUCAUUGUAAUGGCAGUGGCGCAUCUUUCUAAUCUUUGGUAUUAGCCUGUUUACAUUUUAUUUUAUUUUACUUUGUUUUAUUUCAGUAUUAAAAAUGUGUUUGUUCUAUAAUUCAAACAAAAAGUUGCUUUGUAUUUCAUGUAAUUUUCUGCUGAUUUCUUUUUUAAUAAAUGUAUCCAAUGCAAUACAUUUGUAUUUUGCU
Triplophysa rosa is the source of this 2597-nucleotide messenger RNA. RefSeq names its product natural killer cell receptor 2B4-like. NCBI's taxonomy places the organism in Eukaryota, Metazoa, Chordata, Actinopteri, Cypriniformes, Nemacheilidae. The coding region runs from base 61 to 1107 and encodes 348 amino acids. The transcript has 7 exons. The record is from RefSeq and is a predicted model, not a curated record.